AUGAUUGUCAAAGCCCUGGUCAAGGUUGACCUCUUCCCUGUCUACAAAGGUGCGGCUUUUCUCCUUCUCUCUGUCUCUCUACUAGAUCCGGGGCCAAAUGCUGCACCGUGGGCUGAGCAGGAUACUGGCAGAUGGAGCUGGCAGUAUCGUCGUAUCCAGCGUAUAAUGCUCGGGGGGGAGGUAUUCAAAUCUGCCGACGUUAGGGAAAUGGCAAAAUAUUAUCCAACAAAUGGUAGAGACCAAUUGUCGACAGAGACCCCCGUCUCUCCUGAUGCCGCAUUGUCAAAGAAAGAUCCCGAAACGUCUUUGCACGAAGACGAUGACGCCGGUGCGGUGGUGUUUCUAUUCCCACCUUCGGGACGAAAGCCUUGGUCCCUAUCGCGAAUAUGGCUUGCAUGCAAGUUGUGGUUAUUGAACUGCCUUGCACCAGCGCAUGACAGUGGGGCGAGGAACAAGCGCGUUGAAAUGCUCCUCGACGGACAUGAAGCCAGUUUAAAGUUAUUGAGGGCAAAGUACUCUCGGCAAAAGCUAUGGUACCUUGAGGUUGUUGCCGUGCACCCUUCUCUACAAUCACGCGGACUAGGUGGGGGCGUGAUGAGAUGGAUCUUAGAACACGUUCAUGACGACCCGGUAUAUCUUGAAUGUACCCGAGAGGAGAACGUGAGGUUCUACGAGGGCUUUGGGUUUCGGGUUGCCGAAGAGGUUGAACUGGUGGAUGGUGCGAGUCAAACUGGAGAGCAUGCAUUCAAGCACUGGGUCAUGGUGCAUCCAGGAAAGUCAACGCUGUAG
Molecule: messenger RNA, 789 nt
Organism: Penicillium expansum
Lineage: Eukaryota; Fungi; Ascomycota; Eurotiomycetes; Eurotiales; Aspergillaceae
Product: GNAT family N-acetyltransferase
Exons: 3
Coding region: 1-789 (262 amino acids)
Molecular function (GO): acyltransferase activity, transferring groups other than amino-acyl groups
Source: RefSeq, a predicted model, not a curated record